Molecule: messenger RNA, 600 nt
Organism: Dictyostelium discoideum AX4
Lineage: Eukaryota; Evosea; Eumycetozoa; Dictyosteliales; Dictyosteliaceae
Product: NADPH-dependent FMN reductase family protein
Exons: 2
Coding region: 1-600 (199 amino acids)
Cellular component (GO): nucleus; cytoplasm
Molecular function (GO): oxidoreductase activity; FMN reductase [NAD(P)H] activity
Source: RefSeq, a predicted model, not a curated record
AUGGUUAGUAACACUGCAACAAAAGUAAUUGGAAUUAUUGUAUCAUCCACCAGACCAAAUAGAGUAGGUUUCCAAAUCAGUGAAUGGGCCCAAAGAAUUUUAGCUGAAAAUAUUGACUCUUCUUCAACUCAAAUUAAAAUUAUCGAUUUACAAAAAGAAAAUUUACCACUUUAUGAUGAACCAAAUCCACCAAAAGCUGGUAAACCAUAUGUAAAUUCUCAUACAAUGGCAUGGUCAGAAAAGAUUGCAGGAAUUGAUAGUUUUAUUUUUGUAUCACCAGUUUAUAAUGGUUCAAUUCCAGGUGGUUUAAAAAAUGCAAUUGAUUAUUUAUGGAAAGAAUGGACUAAAAAACCAACAAUCGUAGUUACAUAUGGUUCAACCGGUGGUAAAGGUAGUAAUGACUUUUUAUAUACAUUAUUAGGUGGUGCUCUUGGUAUGAAUUUAAUUCCACAAGAAAAAACAGUUUUAAUUCCAUUAUCACGUUCAUUCUAUGUUGAAAAUACCAGUACAUUCAUUGACAUUGAUAAAGAUUUAUUACCACACAAAGAAACCUUAGUAAAUGCAAUUGAAGAAUUAAAAAAAUUACCAUAUGCUCAAUAA